Molecule: messenger RNA, 621 nt
Organism: Hibiscus syriacus
Lineage: Eukaryota; Viridiplantae; Streptophyta; Magnoliopsida; Malvales; Malvaceae
Product: F-box/FBD/LRR-repeat protein At5g56420-like
Exons: 1
Coding region: 1-621 (206 amino acids)
Source: RefSeq, a predicted model, not a curated record
AUGAAAGAACAUUUAGAGACAUGGAUUAGUUCUGCAAUUAAACGUAAUGCUCAAGAGUUGAAACUCAGCUUCUGUUCUUCACCUGGACCACUCGUUCGAUUUCCUGAUCAUGUUUUCGUUUGCAGAACACUCGUGUGUCAAAAGUUGUUCGAUGACGUUGUCGUGGAUGUCCCUGCAAAUGUGUGUUUCCAAAGUCUCAAGAUUCUUCAACUAGAUCGUGUACAGUAUGCAAAUGAUGGAUCAUUGAAGAAGCUACUCUCUAGUUGUCCGAUUCUCGAGGAUUUGAUCGUCGAGAGGACUUGGAAUGAUGGUAUUCUUGUUCUGGACAUCAAUGUUACUUCAUUGAAGAGGAUCAAUGUACAGAGACUGAGUUUUGGAACUGGUUGUCACAAGGUACUGAUCAAUGCCCCGCUGCUCGAAAGGAUAGAAUUGUUGGAUACUACGAUUUGGGAUUUUCGUGUUGAAGAUUUAUCCAACGUCGUAGAAGCAAUUAUCGACGUUCGUGCGGUACCCGUGCUGAUUAAAGAGAUGUGUAAUGUUAAGUUUCUGUCUGUAUCAGAACCUGCAUUCAUGUCAAUGUGUCAGCUGCGAAUACUGGUUUCACCUGAUAGCCUUGCUUAA